AGAAAAUAAAAAGAAAAAGAGACGAAUAAAACGAGAGAGAGAGGCAAGUAAGUUAUUUUAGCGCGGGACGGCGGCGGUUGGAAGCACAUAGUGGCCGAGUUGACCAAUUCGCACGCCAAUAUUCUACUCUCCAAAGUCCAAUCCAACCCCCGAUGUAUCGCUCCGGGAGCUCCACUCGUGUCUCCGACGAGUUUUUCUCCUCCCCUUCUCCACCAGAUGCCGACCAACAGCAACAGCAGCAACAACUUCUUCCGACUUACAAUCCAGAAUCACACCUCGCCAAGAAGGAUCGUCUUCGCCUCAGAUCCGCCGAGGCCGCCGUCCACCUCAUCCCUAUUAUGCUCAUCAUCUGUGCCGUCAUCUUGUGGUUCUUCUCUGCUCCAGUAGAUUUGGCAAAUAAAGGUGACUCCAUUGCUGUCAAAGUAAGGAUUUAGAUGCUCGUCAUCAACAUCGAAGAAGGUGUUGCUGACACUCCGAAAUAUCAAGAUACAGUUGAUCUAAGAUCGAUAACAUAGCUUUGUAUAACGCCACAUUGAAAAUUUGCCGUAUGCCUUGGAUUAAUUAAUUCUUCACUCUUAUUUAUGCAACUGUUUUCGAUUUUUUCGUCUAAA
Messenger RNA from Salvia splendens (bonfire salvia), 611 nucleotides. RefSeq lists its product as uncharacterized. The transcript is spliced from 2 exons. Bases 153 to 434 code for a protein of 93 amino acids. NCBI's taxonomy places the organism in Eukaryota, Viridiplantae, Streptophyta, Magnoliopsida, Lamiales, Lamiaceae. The record is from RefSeq and is a predicted model, not a curated record.